AUGGCGAAGCCGAUGGGAGUGAAUCCAAUCACUCAGUACGUUGACACAAGGCCUCCAGUAACAGGAGACCCUGGGAACGCCAGUGAGCAACAACAACAGUGCCCAGUGAUCUUCAAGGAGGUACAUCUUGAGGAAGACAGGGCUGGCGCUAGUGUUCCCGUGGUGUUCCCACAGACGGCUCCCUUCCGGAAUCCAUCUCACCACCACCGUCAAGAAAACCAGCGAAGCUCACAGAUCUCUGGCAGAGAAAAACAUCACUCCAACCGGAAGAAACCGUGGUCAGGUCAGUUUGUAGGGGCGAGCGCAAUGUUUUCCAGGUUUCGCUCUAGGAAUCUCUCCUCCCUAGUUACACACAGAAGAAACCUCCAUAAGGAGAGGACCGUGGCCUCGUUCUCGGAUCAAGACCACUUGAAACACGAGAAAAAAGCCUUGCUUCGAAAACUCAAGUGCCCCAAUUCAUCACCGCUCGAUGUCGUGUCCCAAUUUGUUGCAAAGGCUGCCCUGCAAGGGUGGAGUGACGAGGUCAUGAGAGAGGCAGUGGCGCGGGAUUUGCACGAAGAAGAGUGUCUCAGUAGCUUGGUGGCUGAAUGGGACUAUGCCCACUCGGACGAGACGUUGUUCCUGGUGCUGGGUUUGUUCUAUAUUGCUCGCCUCUCUGACGCCGAGAGGAGCGCGUGUGCUGCAUCGGAUGUCCCGGAACAGCUGCAUUGCAUGGUUGAUUUCGCCCGCCAGGAGCUGCUCUCUUGUACUGGACGAGCUGCAUUUCUACAAGGCUUGGCCUCCAAGCAAGACGAGGACGUGACGGAGCACUUGGAGCUCCUGUGGGCGCAAUUCUGUAAAAAGAGGAACAUUCAGGUGAGCUCCGAGGAGCCGGAACGGCAGACUAUAUAUGAGUAUUAUCCGGCAGAGCCUUACCGUAAGCCUUCUAAUGGAGAAUUCAGAUGGCGCUGCUCCCCAUCACGAGGGGAUCAUGAGGUCCUGGUAGACAUGACGAGCACAAGAAGGUCUUCCAUUUCUUCGUAUGGCACCAUGAUGGUGCCAAAGCUCUUCGGUUUGGUACCCCGAAUCUUGGAAAGCAGCUUCUUUUUAACUUAUCCAACGGACAGGCUGGGAUGGAACAAGCUUGCCGUUUUACGUGAACGCCAGGAGCAUGGAGUGAAUAUAAAGUGGGGUUACUCCCGGCUUGCAUCGCAUCCGGGAAUUCCACCUUUCAAAGAAAGGGUGGACUUUCCCGACGGGAUUCCUGCGGGGCCUUUUCUGGGGAGAGAAUUGGCGCUGCUGUUCCAAGGGAUGGUUAACAACAAGCUCCUGCGAGCACUCACUCUCGAGAGGCCACCGCUGUCUGUGCUGCCGCACUAUUAUGCCGUCUUAGUUUGUGCGCAACACGCACGCGCGUGGUUGGGACGCUACGACCUCCGGAUCUAUUAUAACCACGACUUAACUUAUGGACGGCUUGGCACACAGGACGCUACUGAGGAGGAGGAAGAGGAGGUUUGGCUGAAUGGCUUUCGUAAAGAGCGUACCCCAUCUACGAUCGAAUACAUUUUAAGACGCGAUACUGUGAAUAACAUGUGGGAUUUACUUAAGGAUCAUAUGCUUAUUAACAUGCGGCCAAAGGACUACGAUUUAGCAAAACCACCCAACACGCCAAUGUGGCGUGCAUUCAAACAAUACAUUGGGCAUCCUAGGCUUAUUUACCCCUAUCCAGUUAUGACACAGCCCGUGCUACGUGAGAUCCAAUCGACAUACACUGAGGUUCUUGAUUUGGAGACUAAGUCAAAACAAAGUAAAGAUGGCCUCUUUCCACCCGCUCCUGAGGAAAAUGUAAAGCUUGAGGAGGUAAAGAUUGAGAGUUGGAUGUAAGGAAA
This is a messenger RNA of Selaginella moellendorffii, 1868 nucleotides long. RefSeq lists its product as uncharacterized. Gene Ontology annotation, biological process: error-prone translesion synthesis; response to radiation. Gene Ontology annotation, molecular function: DNA-directed DNA polymerase activity. The record is from RefSeq and is a predicted model, not a curated record. The coding region runs from base 1 to 1863 and encodes 620 amino acids. Gene Ontology annotation, cellular component: replication fork; site of double-strand break; nucleus. NCBI's taxonomy places the organism in Eukaryota, Viridiplantae, Streptophyta, Lycopodiopsida, Selaginellales, Selaginellaceae. The transcript is spliced from 9 exons.